Molecule: messenger RNA, 1263 nt
Organism: Sclerotinia borealis F-4128
Lineage: Eukaryota; Fungi; Ascomycota; Leotiomycetes; Helotiales; Sclerotiniaceae
Source: the annotation of a GenBank genome assembly
AUGUCAAAUACACGUCUCACCAGUAGAGACAUCGGAUAUGUCCCAGGACAACUCCAACAAGGACCCAAGAACUCCAUUCUCGAUGUUCCCGGAGUUCAUGUCGGUCAACACACGAUAGGAGAGGAUGGCGAAGAUGUCCGUAAAGGUGUCACUGUCAUUUUUCCCCGCCAUCCUGAUGAGAUUACCAUCCCCUGCUAUGCGGGACUGCACACGCUUAACGGAAAUGGAGAAUUGACUGGUAGCUAUCAGAUUAAAGAUUGGGGUUAUUCAAAUACUCCCAUCGCCAUAACCAAUUCCCUAUCUCUAGGAACCGUCUAUCAAGCCCUCUGGAACCGCGUGCUCGAUGUCGCUUCUACAAAAGCCACUCCCAUUAAAGAAGUAUCCCACAACUACGGCACACCCAUCGUAGGCGAAACCGCCGAUCUCAUCCUCAACGACGUAUAUCGGUCACCCCUCACCCUAGAUGAAGUCAAGCCUGCGUUUGAAAAUGCACUCACGCAGCAAGAAGUGCAGGAAGGUCAACAUGGAGGUGGUGCCGGUAUGACGUGUCAUAUGUUUCCUGGCGGUACGGGAACUAGUUCGAGGGUUUUCGGAGACGUGCCUUGGGAGACUAACUUAAAGACUAAGGAGGGAGAAAAGAAUUGGACGGUGGGGGUUUUGGUUCAGAGUAAUUAUGGACAUUUGAGAGAUUUCAUGGUUGGAGGCGUGCCGAUUGGAAGGUUGUUAUUGAAGGAGAGUAAGGAGCUAGAGGAAAAGGAGAGGGCUAGUGAGAAAGGAGGAAAGAUUGGUGAGGGAAGUAUCAUUAUUAUUUUGAUAACCGACGCGCCUCUACUCCCCCACCAACUCAACCGCGUAGCCCGCCACUGCGCAGUCGGACUCUCACUCGUCGGCGGCCACGGCGUCGGACGCAACCACUCCGGCGACAUAAUCCUCGCACUCUCCACCGGCAACAAACCCCACGAAACAGUCGACGCGCCACAAGUAAACGGACUAUCCAAGAUCGAAAUCAACAAUGUGAAAGUCAUCCGGAACGAAAGUAUCGAGACGCUUUUUCGAGCAGCGAGUGAAGCGACCGAGGAGGCGAUUUUAAAUUCGAUUAUUGCGGGACGGGGUGGGAGGACGGGGUUUCAGGGGUAUAGAUUGGAGGGGUUGCCGGUGGAGAGGGUGAGGGAAUUGGUGGGGAUGUAUCGCGUGCAUGUUGAUGAUGAGAGUUGUCUUUCUUCGGGGGAAUAUUUGGCGCUGCAGAAUAAGGGUGUGCAGUGA